Messenger RNA from Struthio camelus australis, 4356 nucleotides. NCBI's taxonomy places the organism in Eukaryota, Metazoa, Chordata, Aves, Struthioniformes, Struthionidae. The record is from RefSeq and is a predicted model, not a curated record.
CCUGGCCAAUUUAAAGCUUGUGGAUAUGUUUUCCCCCUCGGGGAGCGCUUAUGUGAGGAUUUUCUUUUUUAACGGUUUGUUCCGUGAAACCAUUUUUUUAUUGUUUGCUGUUAGAAAAUGUUGGAGCUGAACACAAGGCUUUCAUUGCAGAUUUCUAUAAAGAAAACUAAGAAAGGAUGCAGGCAUAUUGUUAAUGUCUCUCUUCAAGCUGUAUUUGAGGUCCCAGUGAAUAGGGUUUGACCCCUUGCUGAGGCAGGACGGAGAGAUGUCAGAGGAGGCCAACUUUUAUAGUGCAUCCAUAGGAAGCGUCUCCACUACAGCCUUUCACCAUGCAGGAGACAGACUGAAGAUGAAGGCAGCUGGCAAAUGUGAAAGCAAUGAAGAGGUGUUCUGAGGUUGACGGUGCUUUUUAUAGCGCGUGCGUUUUCUGGGAAGGACAUAAGAAGGAAGAUAAACAAGAGAUGAUUGUGGCAAGCCGAGAAGUAGCUGUAGCUGGCCAAGAUGUUCCAAAGAGAUCACUGAAAAAAGGUCUUCAGGCUCCAUCAGCCACCAGCUGAUCAAACUGCAGCAGUGUGGUUGUUGCCAUGAGGAUCAGCAGGUGUCCCAUCUGCACUGUAGCUUGGCUUUUGGUCCUGCUGGGUGAACACCAGAGAGAGCUCAAUAUACAAGCAGAGCACGUGUUUUAAGAGAGCUGACAAGCCAGUUCCUGUACAUACAUGCAUCUAAGUAAGAGUACUCCAAAACCAGGGGCCUCUGUGGCACUGCAUGGAUGUAAGAACUGUUGUAGGUGUGGGGUUACCCUCUGCUUUUUGAGAGAUGAUGCUCCGACGAGGAUUUAUUGUAUUUCUUCCCCGGCUCGUAGGUCUGCUGGUGGUGGCCUGCUGCUCUGUGUCUAUUGUUUAUAUGUUGGCUUGCACACCCAAGGGUGAUGACGAGCAGCUUGCCUUGCCUAGGGUCCACAGUCCGACUGGCAAGGAGGGGUAUGAAGCUAUUCUGCAAGAACGAGAAGAGCAGCACCGCAACUACAUCAUCAGCUUGAAAAAACAAAUCGCCCAGCUGAAGGCUGAGCUCCAGGGCAGAAACGAGCAGCUCAAGAACGCGCAGGACCAGUUCCCGGAUUCGUUGAAUAUUCAGCUUGACCACAGCAAUCCAGCGAAGGUCCAGGCUAACUUGCUGGCUUUCCUCCGUUCCCAAAUAGACAAAGCAGAGGUGCACAGUGGCGUUAAGCUGUCCACAGAAUACGCAGCUGUGCCCUUUGAGAGCUUUACCCUGCAGAAGGUGUACCAACUGGAGACAGGGCUGACACGCCACCCAGAAGAGAAACCUGUCAGGAAGGACAAGCGAGAUGAGUUGAUAGAGGUGAUCGAGUUAGCUGUUGGGAGUUUGAACAAUCCAGAGGCGGACAGCAAUGCAAAGCAGCGGGUGUACACAGCCUCUGACUUUGUUGAAGGAAUCUACCGCACAGAAAAAGACAAAGGCACGUUGUACGAGCUGACUUUCAAAGGAGACGCAAAACACCAGUUCAAGAAGAUUGUUUUAUUCCGGCCGUUUGGUCCGGUAAUGAAAGUGAAAAAUGAAAAUGUCAAUAUGGCUGACACGCUUAUUAAUAUCAUUGUCCCACUGGCUAAGAGAGCCAGCAAAUUUCGACAGUUCAUGCAGAAUUUCAGGUGGGCUUCCUUUCAAAUGGAUGGGAGAAUUCACCUCACUGUAGUUUACUUUGGAAAAGAACAAAUGAAUGAAGUCAAAUCUAUACUUGAAAAUACCUCCAAAUCAGCCAACUUCAAGAACUUCACCUUCAUCCAGCUGAAUGAAGAAUUUUCAAGAGGAAAAGGAUUAGACAUUGGUGCUCGAGUUUGGAAAGGAAGCAACGUUGUUCUCUUUUUCUGUGAUGUGGACAUAUACUUCACAGCUGAAUUCCUGAACUCCUGUAGAUUGAACACACAGCCAGGGAAGAAAGUGUUUUAUCCUGUUCUCUUCAGCCAGUAUAACCCCAGUAUAAUUUAUGGCCACCAUGAUUCCAUCCCAUCCUUAGAACAGCAGCUGAUUAUUAAAAAAGAAACUGGAUUUUGGAGAGACUUCGGGUUUGGGAUGACUUGCCAGUACAGAUCUGAUUUCAUCAACAUAGGUGGCUUUGAUCUGGACAUUAAAGGCUGGGGUGGAGAAGAUGUGCAUCUGUACCGCAAAUACCUCCACAGCAACCUUAUUGUGAUCAGAACGCCUGUCAGGGGUCUGUUCCAUCUCUGGCAUGAAAAGCGAUGUCUGGACGAGCUCACCCCAGAGCAGUACAAAAUGUGCAUGCAGUCCAAGGCCAUGAACGAGGCUUCUCAUGGCCAAUUAGGGAUGCUUGUUUUCAGGCAAGAGAUUGAGACUCAUCUACAAAGGCAGAAGCUGAGUAAUAAAAAGACAUGAACCCAGAAAGAAAGACAAAAAGCCUCCAAAUGGACUUUAGAGUGUUUCGGAACAGAGCUGCUAACAAGAAUGAGACUGAAAGAGGAUGAAGCUUCCCGCAGGCUGACGGCAAAGGAAGAUAAGGGAAAGCAUUCGUCCUCCCUUAUUCUAGGUUUUCUUAAUAGUGCUCUUAGCGUACUCCAUUAGCCUGCCUGCCCAGAAGUCACUCCUGGGGAAGGCUUGAACCCUUGAUGAGAUUCAAGGUUAUGGAAACAGUGAACAUUGCAUAAAUGCCAGUGUGAUCUUCACAGUAACAAAUGGAUGUGCUCUGUUCUAUUGAAAUGUUUGUAACGUGUGCAGUUGUUGAAAGGACUGGCCUUUUAAAGGGCCAAUAAUAAGGAGUUAUUUCCUACAUCUAACCUGACAUAUCUAAAAAGGGCUACUUUCAAAUAAGUACAGAGCUCCUGCUCUGAGAAGCAGAGCUCUGAUUGCUAACGAUGGUUAAACUGGAGCGACCAAAAAUCUUUUUCCCUUGGGCGGGAGGGAUCAGGGGGACGGGACAGCCGCAGUGCACUCAUAGGGCAUUCCCAGUUCAUUCGGAGACAAGAGGCAUCUCAGAAAGUGCUUUUUAAAAUUCAGAAAGAGAAGGACGUACCAGUCAAGUGUGAUAUUCCAAAAAAAGCCGGGGAGUAGUGUUCUUUCUCUGAUGUGGACAGUGAACCAAAAGCAAUGAGCCGUGUCUUUAUAUCAGCUGAAUAUGACGGUGUGUCUCUGCUUUAGAAUACUGUAAGUAUCUCAAGAUGUAUUUUUAAAUGAAGUUUGUUUUAUUUGGGAAUUAUUUUGUCAUGCUUCAGAUUUUUCUACUUCUAGCCUUACUAGGAAACAGUACAGCCUUCCAACCCUUGGAAAACGCUCUGCCAAUCUGUUUUUCCUGUGGAUAGGAACCUGGUUCAGAUGAAUGAAGUGAUUUUUCUACAGAACCUGAGUUCUGGAAGGAAGAAGCUUUACUGUUCUGAAGAAAUGGAAAUACAUUUCAACUUGCCGUAUUGAUUUAGCAGGAGACUUUAAACUCUGCAUGCCGGAUACCAAAUGGAUGAACAUUUUGUGACUUUAUACCAAAGUAUUUCUUCUCAACCAAAUCUAGAGUUUUUUCCCAGGGCAUAGGAAGUUUUUUAUAGUUAACAAAAUAAAUUUUUGUGAUUGAUUAUUGGUCCCUGGAAAUGCUCUUAUUAUAAUUAUAGGCACAUCCUAGAAAUUAGUCUCCUUUUCAAUAGAUUUUUUUCAACUGCCUAAUACUGUUGAAAGCAUGAGUUAUUGCUAUUAUAAAGCAUUUUCUCCUAAUGCUGACUGCUGCUUAUCAUUUUAGUAUUUACUAGCCAAAAAAAAUGCAUGGAUUGGGCAAUCCCGUUUGCUUCCCUAAAUGCUGCUUCUCCUCGUGAUCUAUUUGUUUUCUAGCUUCAGAUUAAUUUGAGGCAGUCUGAAAUCAGAUUCUGAUUUGUUUUUUGGCUUGUAAAAGCUGGGGGGAAGAAAUAUGCAAGAUAGCACUGAACAAUGAAUAAAAUGGCAUUUGUCAUGCUGCUGUGCGGUAGGAAGAGUGCUUAUGAACCUCUUUUGAAAGCAUUGUGUGCAGAAGAUGCAGUCACAGAACAUGCUACUAGAUGCUUUUCCUCCUGUCAGACCUGUGCAAGUUCCUGUCACUUUGCUGCAGAACCCAGUUUGGUAAGAGGUGGGAUUGAAUCAAAGAUGGAGAGAGCCAGCCAGUGGUCAGUGACCACCCCAGUAAUCUGCAGGGGAGUCUAAUCACAGCAGAAGUCUGGUAGGGCUGUGGUAGAGCUGUCUUUAAUGUGGAAACUGCACUGAUGAGGGUGGGUAAAAAAGAACAGAAGAAAGGGAGGCUGUCAUUACGCCUCUGUGAGUCUAAGUGGUGCUCUAACAGCUAGAAACAGAUGAAAUGCAGACAGCAUCCAA